This is a messenger RNA of Diprion similis, 1373 nucleotides long. RefSeq names its product histone H1-like. NCBI's taxonomy places the organism in Eukaryota, Metazoa, Arthropoda, Insecta, Hymenoptera, Diprionidae. Bases 523 to 1242 code for a protein of 239 amino acids. Gene Ontology annotation, biological process: negative regulation of DNA recombination; chromosome condensation; nucleosome assembly. Gene Ontology annotation, molecular function: nucleosomal DNA binding; structural constituent of chromatin; double-stranded DNA binding. The record is from RefSeq and is a predicted model, not a curated record. Gene Ontology annotation, cellular component: nucleosome; nucleus. The transcript has a single exon.
GGAUUUUUUUUGAAAAUGUAGACUAAGGCUUUCUCCAAUUAGACAUCUGUCUGGCGACGAUGCGUGGUCGUCCUCCAGGUCGAUAAUCGCGUUACCGUCAGUCUUGGUGCGGUAACCGUAAAGACGCACGCUCGAAGACAGUUGCAAAUUUCGCAGCCUCAGAGAACCCGAAUUACUGCAAAGUUUAUUGAGCUGCUUGCUCAAAGUAUGUAAUAUCUGGUGAUCAAGUACCAUUGAUUGAUUUUCACCGUCGUUGGUGAGAGACCUGGUGGUUUAGUGAUCAUCAGGUGCCACGAGCUCGAGCGUUGAUUGAAGAGCUCGUGUGAAAUGCUGCGGGGUCUCUCUCCAUGGUCCGCGCUCCGCAAUGGUAUCGAGCCGUUUCUUCCCGCUGGGCCAUUCAUACAACACGAGCUGUAUAGUGUACUUUGCAUUCACUCAUUGCUGAAUUCUGGACGCGGACCGAGAGCACUAAUUCAAGUAAACUAGUAACUUUGAUUAUUGAACGUAUCACCACAGACAACCAUGGCUGAUAAAGUAGCUUCGCCAGCAGCACCUGCAAGCACUGGAGCAAACAAUUCCGAGGCUCAGCCAGCGCCGGCCAAAAAAGUUGCCGCAACAUCGAAGGCGAAGCCUCGUGCUAAGCCGGCACAUCCACGCACUUCGGAAAUGGUGAACGCAGCGAUUACGAACCUCAAGGAACGAGGCGGCUCCUCGCUCCAAGCGAUAAAGAAAUAUAUAGUCUCAACGUAUAUGGUAGACGCUGAGAAGCAGGCACCCUUUAUAAAGAGAUAUUUGAAGUCUGCUGUGACCACAGGAAUUCUGACGCAGACAAAAGGCAAGGGUGCCUCAGGUUCGUUUAAAAUGGCCGCAGCAAAUCCCGAAGCCCCGAAGACGAAAGCGAAGGCGAAGCCGAAAUCUGCCGCACCAAAAUCGGCUGCACCGAAAAAGAAGCCAGCGGUAGCCGCCUCAGCUGUUGCCCCAACUAAAAAACCACGAGCACCAAAGAAGGCUCCUGCUGCAAAGAAAUCUGGUGGAGCUGCAACGGAAAAACCCGCAAAAACACCAAAGAGUCCGACUGUCAAGGCGGCCAAACCGAAGAGCCCAUCCAAGGCGAAAAAGGCUGCUAAAGCGCCGACGAGCAAGCCAAAGGCCCCAAAACCAAAGAAAGCCGCUACGGCAGCAGCUGCCCCAAAAGCCGUUAAACCUGCUACCAAAAAACCAGCUGCCACGAAAAAAAAGUGAGCGCGCACAACAAUGACUUCAUCCGCAUUAGUAGCUGAAAGAGAAACACAAACGGCCCUUGUAAGGGCCACAAAUCCAUUCUUUUGCAAAUGAACUGGUUCCGAACUGCAGCUGAAUAAAAUUUGAUAUAG